GGUCAACGAGACCAAAUUGGAGUUUUGUCUUUUUUCAGCUGCAAUUUUACAAAAACGUGAACUGUCCGGUGACAAAUGUUUGUUUUUUUCAGUACAAGUGGCAAGAAGGGUAAACCCGCAAGCGCCUGCGUUAGCAGACAUUUGGAGAGUGUCUAGUGGAUGAAAGAAGAAAGAGAAUCGCGGAUGUUUUUUCCAGAUCAAAUGGAUGUUAAUGGAAUUUAUUUUUGGAAGUUAACAUAUUUUACUAACAGAAAAUGAGAUGAAACCUAACAAUAACUUAUGAAUAAUACGCAAACUGUAACAACGUUGAUCAUUCCCAAAUCGACAUUGUUUUUCUUAAUAUGUUAUUUUUCAUUGACCUGCAAACCAAACGGAAACUCAAUCAUUUUCUUAUAGAAAUGCAUUUAUUUAUAAUAUUUUUAGUUGAAAAGCUGCAGGUUUGGCCAAUAUUUUUCUGUGCGUGAGUUAUGGCCGUGCUCCCUCCUGUUGGUGUCUGACCGAGAUCAUUAGAUGGGAGACGGAGAGAUCUAACCGGUGCUGCGCUGGGACAUAAAGAGGGGCAGGGGAACGAGUGGAGAUCCGUUUUUCGGUGUGGUCGGAGGUCCCUGUUGCGUGAUGACGGGGCUCGGGAUUUGGUUUGCGUUUGUCCGGUUUGUGCUGCUCCCGUUGCUCGCACCAUUCACCUUGCUGUUGUGCGUUCUGAUUCCAGUGUGUCUCUCCCACCCGCAGCCUUGUCAAAUCCUCAAUCGGAUUGGGCACACGGUGCGCGUGGGGGCCCUGCAACUGCAGCCGCGGCUCUUCAGCCACGUUUCCACCUUCAGAGGCGGUAAAGAAGCCCCUGUCCCGGUUGAUGAAUGGGAUAUACACGGCGGCACGAGGGAAGCAGUGGAAAGACAGUUGGAAAAUAUUAACAAAAGUGUCAAUGAACACGAUUUACGCAGCCUAGGGACUAGGGCGUCGAUAAACAGCCAACACAAGGACAGGGGGGGUAAAAGUAAGAACACGUACAAACAGAACGAGAGUGAGAGAAGUGUGUUCAUGCCGAGGGACUCGAUCCUAUUAGCCACGGAGACGUUGAAUCGCAUGGCCGGUCUGUUACCCUAUAACCUCUCACUGGAGGUAGUGAUGGCUGUGGACGCGGGGCUCGGGGAAUUACCCACGUUCUCCUCCUCUACCCCGGUCUGUGAAGACCCCAUGUCGUUUCUGCAGAGUGUUUGUCAUACUGUUAUAGUCCAAGGAGUGUCUGCUAUGAUGGCUUUCCCUCAGACCAGGGACGACCUGGUGAAGUUGGAAUUCAUCGCGUCAACGCUUCAGAUUCCUGUCAUCAGUGUUGUCCGGAACAUAUUCAAACGGCAGAGUAAGAACCCUCUCCAUUUCCAGAUGCCAAUGCAGAACCCGGCCCUGCCCCAGGUGGAGCUGCUCUACUCCCUGCUGGUGAUCAACAGCUGGUAUGACGUCAGCCUCCUGCUCUGUCAGGAGUGGAACAUUUCUAGCUUCCUUGUUCGUCUCCGUAACAACACCAAGUUCCACCUGGGUUCUGUGGUCAACAUCACCACCUACACCACCUCCUCUGGAUCUCACCCCAACAGCUCUGUCUCCAAGGCUGACUUCCAGACCUCUCUACGGGGAUACCUGGAGUCCAUCAAGGAGUCAACGUCUACAGUCGUAACGUUCGGCUGCGACAUCCGGGACAUCAAGAGGAUCUUUAACGUGGUGACCAAGCUGGGCCUGAUGCUGCCAGAGUACCACUGGGUGUUGGGGGACACGCAGGACGUGGAGGAGCUGAGGACCGAGGGGCUGCCGGCGGGACUGCUGGCCCAUGGCAGGAUGGGGACUCCCUCCCUGGAUCACUACAUACAGGAUGGGCUGGAGCUGGUGGCCCGGGUGGUGGGGUCAGCUGCGUACCGCUCCCCUGAGCUCGCCCUCAUCCCCUCCAUCACCAACUGCAUGGAUACACAGAGCAGCCAGACCAGGAACAUGACCUCAGGGAAAUAUUUGUCCAGAUGGACUAACAAACAGGCAUCCUAUCAGGGCGGGGACUGGAGGUACCUGUCGCGGCUCCAUCUGCGGGUGGUCACCCUGGUGGAGCACCCCUUCGUCUUCACCCGGGAGGUGGAUGAGGACGGUCUCUGUCCCGCUGGUCAGCUCUGCCUGAACCCCCUCACCAACAACACAGCCCUGCUCCAGUCUCUCUUCCUCCAGAUGCGGGGGCCUAACGACAGCAUUCCCAUGAAGUAUAAGAAGUGUUGCUACGGCUACUGCGUCGAUCUACUGGAGAAACUGGCGGAGGACAUGGGGUUUGAUUUCGACCUGUAUAUUGUAGGCGACGGCAAGUACGGUGGGUUUAAGAACGGACGCUGGACAGGGCUGGUGGGGGAUCUUCUCAGCGGAGCGGCCCACCUGGCCGUCACAUCUUUCAGUAUCAACUCGGCCCGGAGCAGGGUUAUAGACUUCACCUCCCCGUUCUUCUCCACCUCUCUGGGCAUCCUGGUACGGACCCGGGAUACGGCCGCGCCCAUCGGGGCAUUCAUGUGGCCCCUGCACUGGUCCAUGUGGCUGGGGAUAUUCGUCUCGCUACACGUUACUGCCGUGUUCCUGACCAUCUACGAGUGGAACAGCCCGUUUGGGAUGACGCCGCGAGGCAGGAACAGAGAUAAGGUGUUCUCCUUCUCCUCGGCUCUGAACGUCUGCUAUGCCAUCCUGUUUGGCCGUACAGCUGCCAUUAAACCUCCUAAGUGCUGGACGGGGCGGUUCCUCAUGAAUCUCUGGGCUAUCUUCUGCCUGUUCUGUCUGUCCACCUACACAGCCAAUCUGGCCGCCGUCAUGGUGGGGGAGAAAACAUUCCAGCAACUCUCAGGAAUACACGAUCCAAAGCUUCAUCACCCAUCACAGGGGUUCCGCUUCGCCACGGUCCGGGAGAGCAGUGCCGAGGAUUACCUGAAGAAAAGCUUUCCAGAGAUGCACGAAUACAUGAGACGGUACAAUGUACCAGCAACCCCAGAUGGAAUAGAACAUCUGAAGCAUGAUCCACAGCAACUGGAUGCUUUCAUCAUGGACAAGGCCUUACUAGACCACGAGGUGUCUAUAGAUGCAGAAUGCAAGACACUCACUGUGGGGAAACCAUUUGCAAUUGAAGGUUACGGCAUCGGCCUGCUGUGUUUCCUGUCUGUUCCCAGUUUUGCUGUGUUUUCUGACUGUUCCCAGCUGGUGAGCCAGUACAAGUCUGACGGCUUCAUAGACAUGCUACAUGAUAAGUGGUACAAGGUGGUGCCCUGUGGGAAACGGAGCUUCGCAGUCACAGAGACCCUACAGAUGGGCAUUAAGCAUUUCUCAGGCCUGUUUUUGAUGCUGUGUGUCGGGCUGGGUCUGUCUCUCCUCACCACCCUGGCUGAACACAUAAUCUACCGCUUUGUCAUACCCAGGGUCAAGGAGCCCAAGUUCAAGUACUGGCUGCAUACUAGUCAGAGGUUACAUCGAGCAAUGAACUCAUCUUUCAAUGACGAUAAACUGCAGACUGUAGCCAAGCCAGGAGAAAGCCAGGAGAAAGGUAAUGAAGCAAUGAACUCAUCUUUCAAUGACGAUAAACUGCAGACUGUAGCCAAGCCAGGAGAAAGGUGCAUCAUGGGUAACAACCAACAACAACUGCAGCCAUGUGUACCAUGGAACAGCUCCAACUGCAACAGGAGGAAGAUCCCACCUCCUCAGGAGUCCCUGCUAAAUGUUCUGGAGUCUCCCCCAUGUGAUUUCUCUCCUCCUCCUCCUCCCUCAGCCCUUCCACCUCCUUCCUCUCCUCCUUCUCCUCAGGUGAAGAGCCUGGUCCCCCGGCCGUCAACAUCUAACGGGAGGACAGACCAGGUGGGUCUGCAGGCCAGGACCAACCCCAUGCUGCAGGAGCUGUCAGAGCUGGAGACACACAUCACCAUCAUCAAACAACAGCUGCACAUCGCCAUGAUGAAGAAGAGGGAGCUGGAGCAACCAGGAGAAACACAUGACAGAGUAGAGACUGGUACCAGCAGAAACACAACAUGACAGAGUAGAGACUGGUACCACGAGAAACACAACAUGACAGAGUAGAGACUGAUACCAGGAGAAACACAUGACAGAGUAGAGACUGGUACCAGCAGAAACACAUGACAGAGUAGAGACUGGUACCAGGAGAAACACAACAUGACAGAGUAGAGACUGGUACCAGCAGAAACACAACAUGACAGAGUAGAGACUGGCACCAGCAGAAACACAACAUGACAGAGUAGAGACUGAUACCAGCAGAAACACAACAUGACAGAGUAGAGACUGGUACCAGCAGAAACACAACAUGACAGAGUAGAGACUGGUACCAGCAGAAACACAACAUGACAGAGUAGAGACUGAUACCACGAGAAACACAACAUGACAGAGUAGAGACUGAUACCAGGAGAAACACA
Oncorhynchus nerka (sockeye salmon) is the source of this 4424-nucleotide messenger RNA. RefSeq names its product glutamate receptor, ionotropic, N-methyl-D-aspartate 3A (gene grin3a). Gene Ontology annotation, cellular component: plasma membrane. Gene Ontology annotation, molecular function: NMDA glutamate receptor activity. The record is from RefSeq and is a predicted model, not a curated record. Gene Ontology annotation, biological process: ionotropic glutamate receptor signaling pathway; monoatomic ion transport. The coding region runs from base 616 to 4029 and encodes 1137 amino acids. The transcript has 12 exons. NCBI's taxonomy places the organism in Eukaryota, Metazoa, Chordata, Actinopteri, Salmoniformes, Salmonidae.